AUGUCGUGGUUCUCGAAAGGCGGCAGCGCUUCGGGCGGUGGUUCCACGUCGGCGUUCGCAGGCACCGGACCAUCUCGAUGGAUCAACAUGGACACGAACCAGAUCAAGAACAUGGGCGGUGAACUCACCGGCGAGAGCGAUGCCUUCUCCAAGACGUUUGGCAUCGAGCUCACGCGUCAGCAGCGUCUGAUCGGCUUUGCAGCUUGCAUGCUCGGCGGCUUCGUCAUCUCGCUCCUCGGCACCGUCCUGCUUGUCACAGGAUCUUGGGCCAUCUUUGUCGUGCUCUACUCGGUGGGAGUGCUCGUAUCGCUGACAGGCACCGGCUUCCUCAUCGGAUUCAUGAAGCAGUUCAAGCAGAUGUUCAAGCCCGUGCGCAUCACCUUUACGCUCGUCAUGAUCGUCGCCUUCAUCAUGGUCUGGGUAUCCGUAUUUGCCAUCGGCAGCACCGUACUCGCCAUCAUCUUUGUCAUCGUCCUAUAUGUCGCCUUCCUACUCUACUCGCUCUCGUACAUCCCAUGGUGCAUCGACUUUAUCAAGCGCAUGUUCUCCAGGCUCUUCUGA
Molecule: messenger RNA, 561 nt
Organism: Moesziomyces antarcticus
Lineage: Eukaryota; Fungi; Basidiomycota; Ustilaginomycetes; Ustilaginales; Ustilaginaceae
Product: ER to Golgi vesicle protein transport sft2
Exons: 2
Coding region: 1-561 (186 amino acids)
Biological process (GO): vesicle-mediated transport
Cellular component (GO): membrane
Source: RefSeq, a predicted model, not a curated record